ACAACUCUCUGGCAACACUUUCACAGGGGCUGUCCCUAUCGUGCUUGCUCACCCUCCACAGCUCCUGGCCCCCCUUCCCGUGUAUCUUCUCCACACACUUGAAUGUUCCCCUUACUUUUCCCCACCGCCCCACCCAUCAGACAACUCGCUGGCAACACCUUCACAUCACAGGGGUCAUCAUCCCUGUGGUGCUUGCCCAUCCUCCACAGCCCAUUGCCCCUCAGUGACUUUCGUUAUAAUGAGCAUCUCUUACGAUAAAAAAUUUCUGCAUUCGCUCCUUCCCGAAAGUCAGACCGACAUCUCCCCAAUCGUGCUCUUCUCUCGCCCCCGCACUACUCACUCGCUCUCCCUCCUUUCCUUCCUUACCUUUUCCCCUUCCAUCCCCUCACAUCCAACCCCUUGUCUCCCUUGCAGCUUACCCUCCCCCCUCUCCGCCUCCUCCCAGCCCACCUCCUCCUCCUCCCCCCUCGCCUCCUCUUCCCCCUCCUCCUCCCUCCCCUCCACCUCCCCCGCUCUUCUUGCCACCACCACAGUCACCGCCGCCACCCCCAUCACCACCGUUACCCCCACCACCACCAUUUUCUAA
This is a messenger RNA of Closterium sp. Naga37s-1, 586 nucleotides long. The record is from the annotation of a GenBank genome assembly. NCBI's taxonomy places the organism in Eukaryota, Viridiplantae, Streptophyta, Zygnematophyceae, Desmidiales, Closteriaceae.